GAAUUCAACCGAAAGAAGAUCACCUUGGAACAGGUUUUCUUGAAGGACACGCCUCUCUAAUUUUUUCAGAAUGUCAAAAAAGCCUGAAUGUGUGAAGGUCGUGGUGAGAUGUCGACCCCUAAAUCAAAAGGAAACAUCUGAUGGGCAUGAACGAGUCGUGGAAAUGGACGUUAAGAGAGGGGUGAUUGAGGUAAAGAACCCAAAGGGUGCGGAAUCUGAGCCUCGCAAGAAGUUCACUUUUGACUCUGUCUACAACUGGAAUUCUAAACAGAGAGACCUGUAUGACGAGACUUUCUACGAUCUUGUGGACUCUGUGCUCCAGGGAUUCAAUGGAACAAUUUUUGCCUAUGGUCAGACUGGCACGGGGAAGACACACACUAUGCAAGGUUCAAAAGCCAGUAAGGAAGAGUGGGGAGUGAUUCCCAACUCAUUUGAGCAGAUAUUUCAGCACAUUUCACAGUCACAGAACCAACAGUACUUAGUCCGGGCCUCUUACUUGGAGAUCUACCAGGAAGAAAUCAGAGACUUGUUGUCCAAGGAUCAAACAAAGAGGCUGGAGUUGAAGGAGAGAACAGACACAGGCGUCUAUGUAAAGGACCUAUCAUCAUUUGUGACGAAAAGUGUAAAAGAAAUUGAGCAUGUGAUGAAUGUUGGCAACAACAACAGAUCUGUGGGGGCCACCAACAUGAACCUGCACAGCUCCCGGUCUCAUGCUAUCUUCAUUGUGACCAUUGAAUGCAGUGAGGAAGGGGCUGACGGUGAGAACCACAUCCGUGUGGGCAAACUGAAUAUGGUAGAUCUGGCUGGCAGCGAGCGACAGAGCAAGACAGGGGCUACGGGCGAACGUCUUAAAGAGGCCACAAAAAUCAAUUUGUCCUUGUCAACUUUGGGUAAUGUCAUUUCUGCUCUGGUGGAUGGCAAAAGCACUCACAUUCCUUACAGGGACUCUAAGCUGACCCGACUGCUUCAAGAUUCCCUUGGUGGCAAUGCAAGGACUGUCAUGGUAGCCAAUAUUGGUCCUGCAAGUUACAACUACGAUGAAACGCUUACUACCCUGAGGUAUGCCAACAGAGCCAAGAACAUCAAGAACAAGCCGGUGAUCAAUGAGGACCCGAAGGAUGCUCUUUUGAGAGAGUUUCAGGAGGAAAUCAUGCGAUUGAAAUCUCAGCUUGAAGGUAAAGGGGGCCCAAAGAAGAAAAAGAAGAGGAGGAGUAGGAGAAACAGAGAUGGUCAAAUAGUCGAAGGAGAUGAGGAUGAUGAGGACGAAGAAGGAGAGAAUGAUGAAGACGACACAGAAGCAUUCAUGAAGGAGCAGGAGGCUAAACUUGAGCAAGAGAAAGUGGCCAUUUUGAACAACCAGUCUCUCAUUGCUGAAGAGAAAGAAAAACUGUUGUCCACUCUGAAGGACAAGGAGCAGACGCUGUUGCAGGAGAAGGAUUCCAGAGACAACCUGGCUCAGAAGAUUAAGGCGAUGGAGAGCAAACUCCUUGUUGGAGGGAAGAAUAUUGUGGACCACACGAAUGAGCAGCAGAGAGCUCUGGAGCACAGACGCCGAGAGAUUGCAGAACAGCAGCGCAAAGAGCGAGAGAUGCAACAGAAGCUGGAGGAAAAGGAGGAGACAGCCAUAGAGAUCCGGGAGACAUACCAGUCGCUGCAGCAGGAGGUUGAUGUCAAGACUAAGAAGCUUAAAAAGCUCUUUGGCAAGCUUCAGGCGACGCGCCAGGAGAUCCAGGACAUCCAGGAGGAACACGUGAGAGAGAGGCAGGAGCUGGAGCAGACGCAGAUGGAGCUGACCAGGGAGCUCAAGCUCAAGAUGCUGAUCAUUGAAAACUUCAUUCCAAGUGAGGAGAAAGUGAAAAUCCACAACAGAGCUAUGUACGAUGAGGACGAGGACACGUGGAAACUCAAGCCUUUGGCCAAUAAGAACGCGGAGACCAUGGCCAAAAGGCCCACCUCGGCUGUGGGGAACAGACGACCCAUGUCGGAGUUUGCUCGAGUUGCUGCUGCUGUUGGAGGCAACCCUCGCUAUAAGGCUGAGAACAUCUUACAAAUAGAGCUGGACAUGCCGAUCCGCACCACGCGUGACUACGAGGGCCCGACAGUGGCCCCGAGGGUGCAGGCUGCUCUGGAUGCUGCUUUACAGGACGAGGACGACAUCGAUAUCGACGGGAGCGUGUUCAGCAACAAGUCCUCACGCAAGAAGGGAGCUUCUAGGCCCAAAACAGGCACAAAGCGAGUGGAAGAGCAGAAGUACCCAAUGUCACGUGGUCUGGUUCCCAAGUAGGCGGAGUCUGUUUUGACCUCACCGAAGACUGCUGCUGAUUUACCCUUACAGAUACUCUGACCGACCGGACUUUGUACCCUUGAACUUAAGAUCUGUUUUUGUGGCACUGGUGAGGUUAUAUAAGCCACUUGUGAUGAUAAUUUGGGACAUAGUAAUGAAAAAAAGACCAACCAUGGAACAAGGAGAUUGUUUGAUUGUUUUUCGGUCUUUAUAGAGUGCAAAUUGAAAGUAUUUGAACUGUUUAUGAGAAGUUCAUAGGGAUUUUGUUUAAUGAAAGGUUUUGUAACAAAAUAGGCCCUACUUUUUAUCCAAAUAAUCAAAAAUGCUAGUAAAGCUGAUUGUUCGAUUUAUGAUCUGUGUGUCGUGGAAGGAGGAAUUGAAUUCAAGUAUUAUGAAAUCACAUUUUGUGACUAAUUAAUGUUUUAUUGCUGUAUCGAUCAAAGAUCUCAUCGGCGAUGUACAGGGAAAAAGCGGAAAUAUGAAUGUUUGAGAAAACUCUUUUUAUCACAAUACCCUUAAAAUGAAAAAAUGGGAAAGUGGUUAAUGGUAUACUGUUCUCAAAAACAUUUGUCUUUUUUUGCUCCUGUAAGCAUAUCUUUCCCUGUCUCUGUUGUCAACAUAAGAUAAAGCUUGAAGCUUAGGAGCUAUCACUAUCACUUAAGUGUGCAGAGUUCUGAGUACUUCGUGUUCCACCCUGCUUGUUGGUUCACCUCUUAAUCUCUAUAUUAGUCUAUAAGUCGAGGACUGUUUUACUGGAAUAUAUGAAGUAACCAUGUCUUACAUUUCUGUGUAAAUGGUCCAGAAAACAUUAUGCUGUUGACCUGUCCUAAUAGUUUUUCUCAUGCUUGAGAUUCCUUAAGCUGGAAAACGUUUUGUCUGAGAUUUAAGGAGAGUGGUGGGGUUCAGGCUAACCACUCUUUCUGCUUUAAAAAAAAAAAGAUGCUUACUGUUGAAAUAGUCUUUUCCCUUGAGUGUACUGAAGUAAAGAGAAGACUAGAAGCCAGAGCAAAUUGAGGGAGCAGAUCUGUAGCAGUGGAGAAUUAAAAAAUCCGAUUUUUUGCUCUUGAUAUGUUCAAAUUGCAGCUUGAGCAGUUUUCUCAUUUUGUUCUAUGCAUGCUUUACUCUGCAUUCAUGUUAAGCUAAAACAAUAGUGCAGGCAGUUGAAGUGGGUAAUUGACAGGUCCUACCUCUUUUCUUCUCCCUUUUCUUCUCCUCUGUCUUUUCUGUCUGUCUUUCCCUCGUUUUCCCGGCACUAAAUGGCCAUUAUUGUGUCAGUGUGCUUCUAUUUACCCAAACCUAUAAGAUAGCUCUUUUAUCUUUAUACACUUUUUGAGUGUGGCUGUGAUUCCAAUGUCUUUUAGAACUAUUUAAAGCAUUGACAGGUCGGGUUUCUUCUCUGGACAUCGGAGAAAUGAUAGAUUCUAGGUUGUGUUGUAUUGACUAAGCUCCUAUUUAUUGUAUGUCUAGUGCUUGCUGGACCAUGUGCAACUACUUAAAGAUUCAACCAUAAUAUUCAUGAUAAAUAUAUUUUAAGUUUACAACUUUAUGUUUUUAUUUUCGUGAUUAUGUUUGCCACUUGUUCACUUACUUGAAGUGAAAGUAGCUUGCGGACACUAGAGGAAAGUAAUUUUGGCAUGUCAUGACUGGCACGUAAAAUGAGUUAUUCAGGUUGACUUUGCAUUAAAGUUACUUGAUUUUCUUGUCACAGAGACAAAAUUGUUUGAUAUGCUUAUUAUUUUUUUUAAAACCCAACCCUUUCCUUAUGUGGUUUACUUAAACUGCUGUGUUGCACAACCUUCUUGGGUUUCUAAUUCAGUGUAUUUCAGAGCAUGGAGUGGUUGUUUCAUGCUAAAAAUUAUUAACAAUUUACAAUUGGUUGGGCCUGGAGUUCAUGUCUUGGCUUUACAUGCAUUGAUAUUCGCUUGACAGGUGUGUUUGACUUUGACCUGAAGAGACCAAUAAUCUGACGACAAAAAUAUUAUUCAAAAGUCACUAUUUGUGUACUUGAAAAGUUUCCUUUUCCUAGAAGGUCACUAACUUAAGUGCAAACAACAAGAAGUACCAUUUGUGUCUGUGUAAUGAAAAAAGUUUCUGGGUCCGUUAUAGUUGUACUUUGAUUCACUGCAGUAUCAGUGGCAGAAGACCAAUCUGUGAUCGCUGUUUUAGUUCUGUAUAUUCGUUUUCAUUUAGUUUUGUUUUCAUCCGCAUCAUUUUUCAGUCAGUGUCGGAAAAAGAGUCUUUUGUUGAUUUUUAAGAUAUGUCAUACUAGUGCCUAAAGUAAAAAUAAUAUUGGGAGGUUUUAGUCUUCAUGAAGAUUUUUCAGUAUUUUUCACUGUGAAAUGUGAUGGUUGAAAAAAUGGGUUAACAGCUGACAGGAGUUUUAACUAAUAGACUGGGUUAUUAUCAUUAUUUUUUUUGCUUCUGAAGUUUUUUGUAAGUAUCGAUUUCAUUUUUUAUUUAGCAGUUCCUCUCUGUCUGGGGUUUUUGUUUUAUUUUAUUUUAUUUUUUGAACAACAGUAACUCUUUUAAAAGAAGAUUAUACACUUACACUUGUAUUUUUUCGGCUUAGUAUCGAUCAUUCAAUAUAUGAAAACUUUUCCGUUUUAUUUUCGGCCUGCCAAGUAUAGCUCGUGACAAAAGUAGAAUGCUUUUUACUGUUUAUGAUUAUGUCAAAUAUAUCAUAUGUAUCGAGACGACAAAAGUCUGAAGGAGGCUUACACUUUAUGGGUUCUGCUAAAGUUCGAAAAUUCUUUUUUUGGCCGAAAGAAAGGACCUGAAUUGAGCUGAAAGAAGAAAGUCCAUUAAAAUGCAUUUUUUAAUAGGUUCAGCAAUUGAUGUCAGUAUUUUUCCACUUUUAAAUCACUCUUAAAAAUUAGAAAUAAACAUCUAUUUGUUCCAACAUAUUUUAAGGGCAGGUUUCAGAUUUUAAAAAAAUGGUGUCUUAGUUAAUCCUAAUUAUAAUAGCAUUAUGAUUAUUAAAUGUUAUUUUGUUAGAAGCUUGAAUAAGUCACAUUUUGUAGACCGAAAUAUGAUAGUGUAGUUAUUGUAUUUUGUUUCAUACAUGGUGAAUUCUGACUGUCUCUGAAGCGGACAGAAAGCCUUAAAACCCUUGUACCAUGUGUCAUGCUGUGUUACUUCUUCACAGCUUUUACUUGUACUUCUGUUUACUGUCCACGGUAUUAUGGAGGCAUCUUUUGAUGUUUGCCACUCCAAGUCCAUCCAUUGUUCUCGAACUUACAGUCUAGUUUAUUUUUUACUGUUUUCAGUUUUUAUACUUUUGUAUGUUGCGUGUGUUUGCCAAUUUUGUUGGCAUUAAGUUCUGUUGUCGUGUUUGUUUUGUUGAUUUUUUUUUUUCCAUGAAUGGUAUAUCUUCUGUGUCUGUCUUUACCAUACUGAAAAGAUGAGAAUAAAGGUUAUUGUUUUUAAA
Aplysia californica (California sea hare) is the source of this 5711-nucleotide messenger RNA. RefSeq names its product kinesin-like protein KIF3B. Gene Ontology annotation, biological process: microtubule-based movement. Gene Ontology annotation, molecular function: microtubule binding; microtubule motor activity; ATP binding. NCBI's taxonomy places the organism in Eukaryota, Metazoa, Mollusca, Gastropoda, Aplysiida, Aplysiidae. The record is from RefSeq and is a predicted model, not a curated record.